AUGGGAAAUUGUAUUUAUAAGUUUUCAAUUGAUCAAAAAGGUAUUAUAUAAUAAAAAACUAUGAAGCUUAGACUCAUACUUAAAUUGAAUAAAAUAUAGUAGAAGAUGCUUUAAAAGAUGAAGUAAUAUAGUCUCCUCCAUUAAUUGAACCUAAAAAAAUAAUUACAAAAAACUAUGAUGUUGUAUAAGAGAGUAGUGAUAGUCAAUCUGGUAAUAUUUUUAGUUCUCAAACUUCCAAUCCAAAAGUAAAAUAUCAAUAGGACCUAUAACUUUCUCCAGACAUAUUGGUGAGAAACUAAAAGGAAGGUGAAAAAUUUUCAAUUCAUUAUGAAAUAAGAAGAAAAUUAGGUUAAGGAGGAUUUGGAUCAGUUUAUGAGGUGAGACAUUUAAAAACAAAUUUAAUUCGAGCAGCAAAAGUAAUUUCAAAAUAAGCAGUAGAUGAUGAGUAAGUUUUAUUAUAGGAAAGUGAGAUUUUGAAGGAUUUAGAUCAUCCAAACAUUGUUAAAAUACUUGAGAUAUUUAGUGAUGAUUAAAAUAUUUAUAUAAUCACUGAAUGUCUAUAAGGAGGUGAAUUAUUAGAAAGAGUAAGGAUAAUCACCAAUUAUAAUGAAAAUAUUGCAAAAUAAUACAUGUAAUAAAUAUUAUCUGCUAUGGUUUAUUGUCAUAAAAGAAAAAUAGUGCAUAGAGAUUUAAAAGUAUGAAUAAAAUUUAAUUCAGCCUGAAAACAUUUUAUUUGAUGACAAGGAUAUUAAUUCGAAUUUAAAAAUAAUUGAUUUUGGUGCAAGUGAGAAAAUGAUUUCAAAAAAAUUAACAACGAAAAUAGGUACACCAUAUUAUCUAGCACCUGAAAUAUUAAGACCUAAUGGUUAUGAUGAAAAAGUUGAUGUUUGGUCUUGUGGAGUAAUUCUUUAUAUAUUAUUAAUUGGUAAAGCACCAUUUAGAGGAAAGAAUUAAAUAGAAACCUUAUAAUUAGCAUAAAAAGCGCAUUUAGAUUUUAGUGGUAUAUUAAUAUAUUAUUAAAAGGUAAUCAUUGGAAUAAAGUAAGUCCAGAAGCUAUUGAUUUAAUUAAACUUAUGAUUUAAAAGGAUCCAUUAAAAAGAAUUUCAAUGAAAGAUGCAUUAAAACAUUAAUGGAUUUUAAAUUAAUCACCAAAAAUUAUUUAAUUUGAUUAAGAUUUCUUUAAAGAUAUUACUAAAUUUAAAGGUUAUAACAAUUUAAGAGUUGCUAUUAAUUAAUUUGUUACUGUAUAAAUUUCUAAAAAAGAAGAAAAAUAAAAAUUCCUAGAAGUAUUUAAGUCUUUAGAUAAGAACAGAGAUGGUUUAUUAAGUUAGGAAGAAAUACUUUAAGGUAUGCUUAGUGUUUAAAUGGAUAAAAUUGAAUCAUAAUUAUUAGUUAAAGAAAUUAUGGAUAAAAUUGAUACAAAUCGUUCUGGAAGAGUUGAUUUUACAGAGUUUCUCACUGCUUCUAUUAUACAAGAAAAAUAAUUAUUUAAAGAAAGUCUUAGAAAUGCAUUUCGAUUAUUUGAUUUAGAUGGAAAUGGAUCUAUUUCAAGACUUGAAGUAUAAGAAAUUUUUGGAGGAAUUUAAAUUGAAAAUACAGCUUGGUAAGAUAUUUUAGCAUCUUGUGAUAAUAAUUAAGAUGGACUUAUAGAAGAAGAGGAAUUUAUUGCAUUACUUGAAAAUUUAAUAUGA
This is a messenger RNA of Paramecium sonneborni, 1691 nucleotides long. Lineage: Eukaryota; Ciliophora; Oligohymenophorea; Peniculida; Parameciidae. The record is from the annotation of a GenBank genome assembly.